Messenger RNA from Magnusiomyces paraingens, 753 nucleotides. RefSeq lists its product as uncharacterized. The transcript is spliced from 2 exons. The record is from RefSeq and is a predicted model, not a curated record. Bases 1 to 753 code for a protein of 250 amino acids. Lineage: Eukaryota; Fungi; Ascomycota; Dipodascomycetes; Dipodascales; Dipodascaceae.
AUGGAGACUUUUCCGGGAAAUAAUGGUGUUCUGUCAGGUGAAAACUUUUUCAUUAACCUUUUCACACCAACCGGAAUCACUAUCAAAAAGGGUGCAGGAUACGAAGAGUUUAGAUGUGCCACCCAAUACGAUAAUGGCAAGCGAUCACUUUUUGUCAGUAAUAUUGGAAUAUACUAUCUUGAUCGACCCGUCAAAGAAUUUGCCUCUAGAUACCCUAAAAAAGGCGAUCCGCCAAUAUCGCUACCAUUAAAAAAGGUUAUUGAUUUAGAAAAUAUCACUCAAGUCGAUGCGGUCAAAGAAUAUAAUAUGCUUUUUGUUUUAUCAAAAAGUACUCUGUACUCUGGACCUAUUCUUAUCAACUAUAAUAAAUUUUCCUUUUAUGUCGACGAUUAUGGACGACUAUUGAGCAAACAUGGCAACCGAGGUCUUGAUUUAAUUUUUUAUUGGAAAAGCUCUCCAAAUGCGUUUUCUAUAUCAUAUCCUUACGUGUUUGCCUUUGGAGAAAAUAUGUUGGAAUUUGGACACUUAGAAACAGGAGAAAUAGGAUCAAGUAUAAUAAGCAAUCCACGGUGGUUUAAGAGCAGUUCGGAGCAGAUGAUGUACGCAUUCAAAGAGUUUGAUAAAGUCAACAUUUUUGAUACUUUUGCUUUGGCAGACUUUUCUAAUGUUGUCGAAACAUUUUCCGACGCGCCACCCCGUACUCUAGCCAUCUUGCCAGACAAUAGUCAAUCCUCGCUUGUGACAUUACAUUAG